CAUUUCAAAUUGAAGAAAGACUUAAGCCCCAUUGUCCCAAUAAUGAAUGCGGUACCGAGGUCCGUCGGAAAUUCGUUUGGAUUUGAACGCGCGCGGGGACGAACACAGCACACCGUUAUUUUGGAGAUGCGCACUCACUCUAUCGCGCUCUCUCUCUUUGUUUUUGUUCUCUUAUACACGCACCAUGAACGUACUCUCUCUCGCACUCUCACACACUCUCUCUGUCUCGUUCCUCUCCCUCCUGCCUCUCAAUUCUUUCUCUCUUUUUCCCCGGAUAAUUCUUCAUCCAAACCUCAAUCACGUAUGAUUGCGUAGAGAGAGAACCGUGAGCCCAUUCACUCAUGCCUGUAGGCGAGAGGAGAGCACCCGCAUACCAUCCAUACGGAAGGAAAUAAUCCAUUACUCCAAUCGUGUUGUCUGCAAGGAAACCGGCUUUUUGGAAGAUUUUUAUAGUCUACAUACGAACAAUAAUAACGAAACGCAUAUGUUUUUCUCUCAUUGUAAAGCCAAAUCACUAUGUUGCUGCUGCAUUCUCACAGAUCAUUAUCUUUCCCCGACCGUGCUCGGAGGGUCUGCUGGUAGAAGGGCUGGUACAGAUGGCACAGAUGCCGGUAGUCCCGGAGAGUGAGUGGGGCAGCCAAAUGGACCGCCGCCUACCUUUUGUCCCCUCUCGAUUCGGUUUUGACUUCGGCUUAAUACAUUGACAAGUUAUGAGACGUUGCAUUCACCCAGCUGUUGAUGAAAUAGUUUACAGUGAAGUUUAAGGUGUCUCGAAUGCAUUAUGGUGCUGGAUAUUUUGACACUCACGGACUUUCCGUGCAAAUGAGGAUUAUACCGAGGGGGACAGUCGUGCUUGUCAGACCUGGAAUACCUGAGACUCAAUUUUGCGCACGCACACAAACUUAUUUACCACAGUUGCAUUUUUUUUUAAAUUGCCUAGAUUAUGCGUAAAUUGGUGGCAUUUAUACUUUCCCUGCAAUGAAUUUGUGUAUUUUCUAAGGGGUCAGAAUGACAUUUUGCUAAAUCCGCGUGGAUCGUUUUUUAUUUUUUAUUUCACGGUUCUUUUUGCUCCAAACUAUCACACAACCACUCGAUCUCUGUCCAACGACUCUUGGUUCGGUUCGGCUCGCCCGCGAGGGAGAUGGCCGCUAUCGCCAGCUCCUUGAUCCGUCAGAAACGCCAGGCGAGGGAGUCAAACAGCGACCGAGUCUCCACUACAAAACGCCGUCCUAGCCCCAGCAAAGAUCCUCGUUCCAUAUGCGAGCGCCAUUUCUUGGGGGUCUUCAGCAAAGUCCGUUUCUGCAGCGGAAAGAAAAGACCAGCCGCUCGGCGGCGACCAGAUGCACCCUCCAAACCUCCACAGGUGUCCCGUAAGGGCGGCAGGCUAGAGCCGCAGCUGAAGGGCAUCGUGACACGACUGUUCAGCCAGCAGGGCUUCUACCUGCAGAUGCAGCCGGAUGGCUCUAUCGAUGGCAGCAAGGACGAGAACAGCGACUACACCCUGUUUAAUCUUAUUCCUGUGGGUCUGAGGGUGGUGGCCAUCCAAGGGGUGAAGGCCGGCCUCUACAUCGGCAUGAACGGAGAGGGUUUCCUCUACAGCUCAGAAAUGUUCACGCCGGAGUGCAAGUUUAAGGAGUCGGUGUUUGAGAAUUACUACGUGAUCUACUCGUCCACUGUGUACCGUCAGCAGGAGUCCGGUCGGGCCUGGUUCCUGGGCCUCACCAAGGAAGGCCAGGUCAUGAAGGGGAACAGGGUCAAGAAGACCAAGCCCUCAUCACACUUUGUCCCCAGGCCCAUUGAAGUGUGUAUGUACAGGGAGCCGUCGCUGCAUGAGAUUGAGGAGAAACAGCGCUCCAGGAAGAACUCAGGGACUCCCACCAUGAACGGAGGGAAAGCUGUCAACCAGAAUUCCUAGCAGCGGGGCCCCAAGGGUGGGGGGCCACUAGGGUGCCCGGUCCCCCCUCUCUUAAACAGAGGGGGGAGGGGCCACAAACUCCCCUCACCACCAUGCCAUCUGAAGGGAUGGACCACCACGAGGGGGAGGAGCUACACCCAAGACCACAAAAAAACUCUUGCCUGUGAAAAUCUUUUAGACAAAUAUCAAGAUAAACCCAGAGGAAAAACAAAAAAGCGACUACAAACAUUUUCAAUCAGGACUUGACCUACGUUUAUGCAAAAAAGAAAAAAAAAAGCUGUGACAAGACAAAGAAAUGGUGGUCUCUUCA
Molecule: messenger RNA, 2225 nt
Organism: Oncorhynchus tshawytscha (Chinook salmon)
Lineage: Eukaryota; Metazoa; Chordata; Actinopteri; Salmoniformes; Salmonidae
Product: fibroblast growth factor 12-like
Exons: 6
Coding region: 1142-1915 (257 amino acids)
Biological process (GO): positive regulation of cell population proliferation; positive regulation of protein phosphorylation; animal organ morphogenesis
Cellular component (GO): cytoplasm
Molecular function (GO): growth factor activity; fibroblast growth factor receptor binding
Source: RefSeq, a predicted model, not a curated record